This is a messenger RNA of Colletotrichum spaethianum, 498 nucleotides long. RefSeq lists its product as uncharacterized. The coding region runs from base 1 to 498 and encodes 165 amino acids. The record is from RefSeq and is a predicted model, not a curated record. The transcript has a single exon. NCBI's taxonomy places the organism in Eukaryota, Fungi, Ascomycota, Sordariomycetes, Glomerellales, Glomerellaceae.
AUGUUCAGCUCGAUAAAGGUCCCUAUCCCGACCAUUAUCGGAGACACAAUGGAAGUCGCCAAUGAUACCCUUGUUCCCGGAGCGGACGAAGACGCAUUCAUCUUCAUUGUCGGCCUUUGCGUCUGUAUCGUAUUCCUCCUCAUCAUUCAUACCGCCUCAAAUAUUAUUAUCUACAGACAAUAUAACUACGACAACUUCAUCGCAGAACAGCGCCUCUCCCUUAGAGCUAGGCGAGGGGGGCAGCGCGAGGCUGGGGAGAGUUUGCCUCGCUAUACUGCAGAAGAUCCCACGACAUGGGGACUCUUGGAUAGUGUUUUGGGUGCUCAGAUACCGCCCCCGACGUAUCAAACGAUUGUCACCGCUGCACCGCCUUAUGACGAGGACGAGGAACAGGCCCGGGAAAGAGACGGAACUAGCAACGGUGCCGUUGUCGCGCUGCCGCAAUAUGUGAACCAGGAAGAUAUUUCGGAGUCACAUAGUUCUGAUGACCCGGUGUAA